CCAUUUCUGGACAUAUGUAUGUAAAGACAAUGAUAUAUGAAGGAAAUUAAUAUGAGACAGAAAACGCAAAAAACACUCAAUUGCAAUUACACUUUAAGCUUUAAUAAUAAUUAAAAAAAAGUUUACCUUUAACUUGAGUUUCAUAUUCCGCCACAAUCUCCUUGUCCUUUCGGAAUUUGGCCGGAGACGUCAUGGCUGGAGUUUGGCGGAUCAAACCACUUGUCCUCGCUGUGAAGUCAAAUCGCUCUCAAUCGGUGAGUAAAAAAGGGGGAAGAAUAUCCACACUACGGUUAGAUUUACACGGAAUGGAGAGGAAAAAAAGGAGAGUCCCGAUAAGGAAAAUGUGGCUCCUCUGCGAGCCCGGCGGGUUCCGUAUUGUCUCCCUGCGUGUGUUCACUCCGGGUGCAUAGUGAGUUUGGCGCUGCUGCUUCGUCUGCUUCUUGUUCUCCUGCUGCUCCUGCUGUUGCUGCUGCUGCUGCUGCUGCACAAUGUUCAUUUGCGCCUCCUCCGAACCGCCGGCUUGGGUGCAAACAGUUUCAAGUCAAAGAGGGGGGAUGCACGCCUCCAUUUAAAUGAGUGAUAACGUGCUAGUUUGCUCUCCAAGGUCCGUUUGCUUCUCGGUUCCUCGCAAUAUCCGCUUGUCUAAAGAGUGACCCCCCUCCCUCCUCCUAAGAAGUAAUAGGAGAGAGGAGGAACCGGUGGAGGGGCUGGCUGUAGUGGGAGCCACUGCGCAGGACACACACCAAGAUUAAGGCAUCUUCCUGAAUUAUUAAAUCAUGUAGUGAAUUUGAAGUUUAUCCAUUGCAAAGUAUUAAUCUUGACUUUUAAAACACACAUAUAGCGCAUGAAAUCAGUCACAUUUACGUCACAUUUACGUGAAAUAUAAGUUGCCCCCAAGACAUAUUUACACGGCGAGCCCCAAUGAUAUAAUAGUUGUUUAGUGCAAAUGAAAAGUAUUUCCUGACAGAUAGCUAAAACCGGAAGUCGUCACAAACAUUGCCAGGCUGCAAUUGUAGCCUCUCAAUUUUAAAUUUAAACAUUUGACAUAUCUUGCCAUUCCGUAGUUUUAACUCAACUUGCCAUUUUAAACGCUGUCAUUGUUUACAGCGUUUAUAAAGUUUGUCUCUCUUCUGACCUGAAAGGACACAACUUUUUUUUUCCGACCCCGCCAAUUUUAAUCGGAUACACCCAUUCUACGUUGCGAUUGGCCCUAGUGAGUUUGGCUGAUGUGUAAAUGCACCAAUAAAGAACAGGCAGCUAGUAAAUGGGUCCGACCAAAUGUAAAGUAUGUCCAAUCGAAUUUGUGCUUGUUGCUAAACCUGACCAAUCGCGUCAGUGACUAUUGCAGUGUAUCCAAUCAUAACUCAGCAUUGGUUCUUUCAAAGAUGGUUUCAGGAAGUGGUUUUAAAUACCAGGAAGUUGUAAACAAAGCUGACAGCUGUUAGUUAGCUGUUAACUACUCCACACUGAACUGACGCGGACCUGAUGGUGUUACAAUCGUAUUCCUCGCCGUUUCUGGGUGUUAAUAAUUUAGCUCACCGUCAACGUUAUAGUCUGGAACCCGGAUGGGGAAUUGUUUUAUUCGGACCGUGUAUUUGAAAAGCUAACGUUAGCUGCGUUUGUUUGACGGCGUAGGAGUAACCAUCGAUGCAUGUGAAGGGCAUUUUAAAGCCAUAUGCUUAUCCUUAAAAUCCCAGAAAUCGGCCAAGUCCGCGUUGGAUUGACCUUAUUAUUGUGUUUGCAACAUCAAGGAGGCGUAAAAGGCUAACGUCACACAUCAAGGCAGGACGACAAUGUCGACGUCCAACGCUAAUUUCAAAAACAAGUGUGUGGCUCAGGUUAACUGUAUAUUUUGUGACAGUUUGCUCUGUACGAGAGGCAUGAAAGCAGUGCUUCUUGCAGACACAGAGGUGGAGCUUUUUUCGACUGAUAUACCUCCAAAUAGAACUGUUGACUUUGUGGCCAGCUGCUACUCAACUGAAAGCUGCAAAUGCAAGCUGAGAGACAUUGCAUGUCUCAAGUGUGGUAACGUGGUGGGCUAUCACGUUGUGGCCCCUUGUAAACCCUGCCUGCUUUCCUGUAACAAUGGACAUUUCUGGAUGUUCAACAGCGACUCGGUCUCCACUCUAAACAGAUUGGACGCAUCAGGUCUCAACCUGCUCCUGUGGGGAGAUCUUCCCGAGUUGGAAGACACCGACAACGAGGAAUCGGAAAGCCCAUCGGAGGAAGAGUGUAUCAGGUAAAAAUGGACAAACGACCAUCCGGGAAUGCUGCUUCAGCAACCCAGAUGCGACGGGAGAGGCCUUAAAGUGUCAUUUAAUGCUUAAGACUAUAAAAAGGUGCUGUUUUGCCGAGGCUGAAACCUAAAAUCCAAGGUGUGCCGGAGGGCCACGCCCCUUGAACGGGUCUGUCACAGCAGGUGCUUGGCCUCGGACAGCUGGUGGAACACCUGCUCUGACACACACACACGGCGGAUUAGUCGGGCACACGCCAAAGGUUUAAUGCUGGGAAAACAACACAGUGAUUGUGCUAUGUGAGACACACACGCCACCUUUGGCGAAACCGCAGCGCUAAAUUGCUGACGUAGUAGAAGAAAUGGGGUACUCUUCGGCGGCGGGAAUAAGCAUUUCCACAAACGUUGCUCGAAAACGACGAUAAGAAAGCUAAUGUCUUAUUCACACAGCUCAGCUUAAUUCAGUGGUUAAUUAUCAUUUAACUGUUUAAAGCACAGUCACCCUUUUAUGAACAUAAACAUGCGGUGUAAAUAUUUAUCAUGAGUGAAAGACCAAAAAUUGAUCAUCAGCUUGUGGUGAUUAUUAGAAUAUUUCGAUGAAUGCAACACUGUGCUUACAUUAAGCCCGGCUGGACAUUAAGGCCUAAUCUUUACACCAAAAAGAUGUAAUUUAACAAAUAAUGUUGCAGUAUAUUUAUUGUGUGGCGGUGUGACUGAAGUCUUUUUUUUUUUUUAAAUAUAUAUAAUAUAUUGAAUGAAUAAAUAGCACAUUUGCUUGAAAGGGCAUAAUCAAUACAUGUGUCAUCUACAGUAAAAUACCUUUUUAUACAUAAGAAUAUACAGUAUGACAGAAGCAGCAGUUCUAUAUGAAUAUUGCUAUUAUCCAUCGAUAUCAACAAAGUAUUUCAUUAAGUAUUACUGGACUGUGACACUCUACCUGAACUUGACGAGUUUGUAGCAUUUCGGCCGGUCACACCUUUUUCAUUUUAUUAUUAUUAUUAUUAUUAUUGCAAAUAACUGCAUUAAAUUAAAUGUAAAUGUACACAAGUUUAUCUUUUUUUUAAUAUAUUUUUUUAAUUACGGUAAUGAAUAACUGUGAGCUCUGUGUCAAAAGUUGGUGUCACCAUAUCCUUUGUGUGUUGCAUGCAGGGAGAUAUGUCUUGUUCUGUCAUUUUGGAUUAAAGUUACGAUCCAGCGGUAUUUUCGAUGUUGUUGGCACGCCCAUCUAAUUACUCGGGUAUGGAUCGGAUCUACUGAAACAAGAAAUGACAGUAAAAACAACCCUCUGUCUGUCACACAUAAACAUCAAACCAUGCUAAACUGUCACUCUGCGUUUAUUUAAAGUAUCGAUAAUGUUCGGAGUAACAUUUGAACACAUCGUUAAUUCUUAUGAGCGUAAGAAUAAGUUGACCGCUGUAGUGUUGAUGAGUUAAAACCAUAAAACUCAAUUUCAGAUACUACCUUUUUGCGUGUUUGACCUUCAUUUGUACUUUUGGUACUUCAUGGGUCAUGAUCUGAUGGAUUAGUAGUAGUAGUAGUAGUAGUAGAUGAUGUAAUUAGACCAGUGUCAAACACUUAAAAUCGAUGGUACUUCAGUCAUGGUGCUGACCUCAUGUCGUCUGCCAUGUUAAUAUGCUAAAAUGAUUAGCCUUUCUCUGGCCUGUUUGCCCAUAUUGAAGAAUCGGACCCAAGAUUGUUAAAAAAAAAAUGUGAUUAUUUAUGUGUGUGCGCGUGUGUUUUAGCCUCCAUAUUGAACUUACAAGUGCAGCCUGGACAAUACGUAAUGUUGUCUUCAACUGCUAAAAUACUGACAACACAUUGUUUACAAUUUUUGUUUACAAAUGCUUUGCAAUGUGCUGUAGUGCUUAGGUUUUUUUGUUUGUGUAUUUAAUAUUUAAUUUGUGAUGUGAUUUUUUUUUUAUAGUUUUACCACAAGAUAUCACUUGUGAGCUUCCACUGGCAAGGACAAUAAGAGUGUGACAUGAUAAUAAAAAAACAAAAAACAUUAUAACAAAAAUAUGGAAAUGUUUCUGAAGUGAAUAGUAAGUGAUUUAACUUGCCCUGUUUAAAAGAUAUAUUUUGCAAUUUCACUCAAAACUGUGCGGGUAGUUUGGAAACUUGAUUGUUUGUUUUGUAUGGUUGUUAAAUUAAUAAAACUUUUUUUUAAUACCUCUGA
Messenger RNA from Doryrhamphus excisus (bluestripe pipefish), 4409 nucleotides. Its product is annotated as protein FAM72A. Lineage: Eukaryota; Metazoa; Chordata; Actinopteri; Syngnathiformes; Syngnathidae. Gene Ontology annotation, cellular component: cytosol. The record is from RefSeq and is a predicted model, not a curated record.